This is a messenger RNA of Oppiella nova, 585 nucleotides long. The record is from the annotation of a GenBank genome assembly. NCBI's taxonomy places the organism in Eukaryota, Metazoa, Arthropoda, Arachnida, Sarcoptiformes, Oppiidae.
CCGGUCUCUAUGGCCUCCUAUAACGACAACAAGUUCGCCGGCGUUCAGCCGAUCCCAUCGCCGCCAUCGCACUCGUCGCCAACGAACGCAUCAAAAAGCAAACCCACGAAAGAUCGCGUCCAAUACAAAGAGCACCGCAGGGUUUGCCACAUAAACGCCGAGCAGAAGCGUCGGUGCAAUAUUAAGAACGGGUUCGACACUCUCCGGAGUCUACUGCCGUCCAUCAGUCACAACACGAACACGAAGAUCAGCAAAGCGGCGAUGCUUCAGAAGGCCGCCGAACACAUCCGACACCUCAAGACUGAGCGCCAAUCCCAACAGGAAGAGUACGAUCUGCUCAACAAACAGGUCGAGGGCUUCAAUCACACCAUUAGUGUUUUCCAAAACCAAUUGCCCGCCACUGGUGUUCCCAUGGCGUGUCAGCGCUCAACACAAACUCGAGAACUCUAUGAGAAUUAUGUUCGCGAAAGGACUUUAGAGAACUGGAAGUUUUGGAUCUUUAACAUAAUUAUGGAAUCGCUAUGGGAUUCAUACAACCAAACGGUGACCACUUCUAGCGCGGACGAGAUGUCGAAGACCUUAUUU